Entrophospora sp. SA101 is the source of this 327-nucleotide messenger RNA. Lineage: Eukaryota; Fungi; Glomeromycota; Glomeromycetes; Entrophosporales; Entrophosporaceae. The record is from the annotation of a GenBank genome assembly.
AUGUUACACGAGUUAAAAUUUCGCGUUUUAUCUCACAAUUUUAAUUAUAAAAAAGAAUUAGAUGAAGAGCGAAGGGCAAAAGAGGCUCAUGAGGCAGAAAUAAUAAGAGAAUUGGCAAAUUCUACAGCCCCAGCAUCUGAAACAAUAAAAACAUUGGCAUACAAAAAAUCUAUUGCUGUUUCUUCUUCAACAAGUAGUACUGGCAAAGAUUUCAUAUCAGGGUUGUCGCAAACUUCUUUAGAAGAGUAUGAUAGUGGAAUUGCUAUUAAUGAGUUGAUUGGAUUUAAAAAUAGAAAAAUGCCAAAAGAAGACACUUUACAAUUUUGA